This is a messenger RNA of Plasmodium fragile, 2571 nucleotides long. RefSeq lists its product as uncharacterized. Bases 1 to 2571 code for a protein of 856 amino acids. NCBI's taxonomy places the organism in Eukaryota, Apicomplexa, Aconoidasida, Haemosporida, Plasmodiidae. The transcript is spliced from 2 exons. The record is from RefSeq and is a predicted model, not a curated record.
AUGAACCCCACAUGGACACUUCAAUUUUUCGUCCUCCUGUGCUGCGCAAUUUUUGGAGGGCACAAACGGAAGGAUGGCGGCAAGAGAGCGCCCUUCAUUCAGGUGGCGCACUCCUUUGCUAAGAAGAAAGUGUGCACAUCUUCGUCAGACGACUCAACGUGUAGAAUGGUUGCGUUUGGGCAGUUAGACGUUUCGAACAACUCGGUGUUACGACUGAAGGUACUGAGGCCGGAUGGAAAGGGAUAUUUCUUAACUAUUCGAAGAGAUUACGUGACCAUUUUGUAUUACCUGAAAUAUAUGAAAGACAUCCCCUUCAAAUAUACAGAAGUAGUGGACGUUUUUAAUCACCAAAAGUUUAAAAAAUACAAAGAUUGGGAGAUUAAGAGGUACACCUCCACAUGUAACGUGCGCAGGAUAGAAGACAUAAAUAACCCAGAUGGAGAUUUCCCACCUCAUUUUCUUGAAUAUAUAAAGGGGGAAGCAUGUACAUGCCAAUCAUACAACUUGUUUAGGGAUAAUAAAGAUAUAAAGAGGUCAAAAUUGAAAUGCAUUUAUUUCAACAUGUUCUUUUCUGAAUCGGCCACCGUUUACAGUAGACACUGUGCCAUCAUGGACUUUUCUUACUAUGCUGUGUAUGAUAUAGAUUAUCCCCCAAUAUUUAAUACCCAAGUUGAUAUUACUGUGCAAGAAUAUUCUUAUGAUGACGUCAGCAGUGUUUUAAAUAAGACAUAUGAUUUAGUUACAAAGGAAAAGAAAUAUGAAAUGAAUGACUCCAUAACUGAAAUUAGGGAUGAUUAUUUCGACUUGUGGCUUCUUCUCAGGAGCGAAUUUCAUGGGAAAAACACGUUAGUCAAUUUAUCAAAUGAUUAUAUUCUCAUUCCUUCUUCUCCUGUAAACGACGUAGACGUCUUAGCUAGCGAUGUUACUAGGAAUUGUGGCCUAGAAGAAAAUUCUCCUCUGCUAAAAGGAUGCGAUUAUCAUGGCAUGUGUAGCGUAAUUCAUCCGUGCUUGAGAAAAGCUCUCAUGAUGCCUAAGUAUCUUUUCGAUUUGAGUGGCAAAACAUGUGAUAAGUUUGGAGUGUCUCUAACUAAAUGGAGAGCAGCUAAUGGGAACUUCUGUGCUGCCCCUCCUGGACAUUGCAUUUCUGUAAACCUUCAAAGAUAUUAUGAUGCGCACCAAGCAGCCAUGAAUUCAGAUGGGGCUUCAAAAUAUAAAAUUAAAAAUUUAUAUGCAUCGGAAGCACAGACGCGGAUAUACAAACAAUCCACUUUGCCUGACCAUUUGAAAGAUAAAAUUAAUAGUAAUCAUAAAAAAGUCGAUGUCAACGAUUUAGAUAAUAAAGUAUUUUACAACGAAGGGACAGCUGCACAUACGCAGUUCAUUGAAUAUAAAUUCAAUGGAAAUCACUCAGUGGAGAUUAAGUUCGAAACGAGUGCGCUGGAGGUGUACGAAAUUAGGCCAAUUUCUAUUGCCACCAUUACUCAUAUUACUACUCCAAAGAAUUGUUCUUCAAACGCAUCGGAGUCGAAGGAUUGUGUCUUAAUUGUGCAUACAUGGAACAACAGCGCCACUGUGGGCUCAAACUUUUCUUGCCAUGUCAUUUGCACAGAUAAGGACACCGGGAAGCUAGCUACUCACCUUGGUCCCAUCAGUCCUGUAAAAGCAUUCAUUGAGGCUAACAAGAAUUACGCCUUUUAUUUUAUUAUCAAAUUUUUAAUAAAUAAAGAAAUAGAAACCAUGUGUAAGGCAGUUCUUCGCGAUUCGAAUGGAAAGGAGUGUUCCAAGGAAGACUUCCUAUUAACUUCAAAAGAGACUGUGCACGUGGUAGACGUACCAGUGCCAGAAAUGGAAGCCGAAUCUAGUAUAACUCAAUACGACGACGCACCGGAAGUUGCUCAAGAUGCUGAUAGCGAUACAUGCAAGUGUAACCUUGAGGUUUUUUGCUACCUAUUUAACCUUCAAAAAUGUGUUCAGUAUUACACAAAUAAAACCAAAAAUGUCAUAAAGAAAUUUGCCUUAAUUGCCAUUUUGGUUAUCCUCGCACCUGCCUUAAUUCCACUGUUACCAUUUUUUAUCAAAUUCUUCUUCGUGUGUCUAUCCCUGGCCCUUAGAAUAUACCACUCAUUUUUAGUGGCAGUACAAAGCAUCAACCUGAGUGGUAUUAAGAAGCGCCUAAAUAUUCGCAGGAAAAAAAGCAAAUGCAAAAAGGGGGGAAAAGGAGCUUCCUCGUCAUCCUCCUCUUCCUUAAUUGACACGAGCAGUGUUUCCUCCAUGUCUCAAAAAGACGAUAACAGAAAUGGCUCCUUCCGUGUGAACAAGUCAACAAAACGUGAGGCAUCUAAACAAACGAGGACACACAAAAAAAAAUCUGGCAGAAUGCGUAACAAGACCAUGACGGGUACACACUCGCGCAUGAAUUAUAACCAACAGUGUGGCUCCUCUUCAGAGGGAACUGUAAUGUAUUCAUCGCAAUCUGCUAGUUCAAUAGACUUAAGCCAAUCGGACAGAUCUCCUAAACAGGGUGCUCGUGCUCCCUCCCGCGGACAUACAAGAAGUGGCUAUAAUGUUUAA